Tympanuchus pallidicinctus (lesser prairie-chicken) is the source of this 1933-nucleotide messenger RNA. It is a transcript of the gene CASQ2, whose product is annotated as calsequestrin 2. The record is from RefSeq and is a predicted model, not a curated record. The coding region runs from base 239 to 1459 and encodes 406 amino acids. Gene Ontology annotation, cellular component: sarcoplasmic reticulum lumen. Gene Ontology annotation, biological process: regulation of cardiac muscle contraction by regulation of the release of sequestered calcium ion. Gene Ontology annotation, molecular function: calcium ion binding. The transcript is spliced from 11 exons. Lineage: Eukaryota; Metazoa; Chordata; Aves; Galliformes; Phasianidae.
GUAAGGUAUCCAGGGCUUGGCCUGACAGCUUCUCCUGUCUGUCUCUUUGUUGUGAGCCCAGGACAGCAAAGUUUGUUGCUUGCCACCAGCCUUGCAGAGCUUGGACUGAACGCUAGGAAGGCAGAAGAAAGAGAAACUCGGUGCAGACUCCCACUGGAGCCCUUGGCCUCCUUCUCUUCCCAAACUGAGAAGGAGAGAGACCUUUGCCAGCGCUGCACUGAAGUCCAAGGGUUCCCCAAUGAAGGCAACUUGCUGGAUCCUGGCAGGCUUUUGCCUGCUUUUCUGCUGCAAGGCAGAAGAAGGACUGAAUUUCCCCACAUAUGAUGGGAAAGACCGAGUGAUCGACCUGCACGAGAAGAACUACAAGAAUGCCCUGAAGAAGUAUGACAUGCUUUGUCUGCUCUUCCAUGAGCCUGUGAGCUCUGACAGGGUGUCCCAGAAGCAGUUCCAGAUGACGGAGAUGGUACUGGAGCUGGCAGCUCAGGUCCUGGAGCCUAGGAGCAUCGGCUUUGGGAUGGUAGAUUCCAAGAAGGAUGCCAAACUCGCCAAAAAGCUAGGCUUGGUUGAAGAGGGAAGUCUCUAUGUCUUUAAGGAGGAUCGGUUGAUUGAAUUUGACGGGGAACUGGCCACAGACGUCUUGGUGGAAUUCCUCUUGGAUUUGCUAGAAGACCCUGUGGAAAUCAUAAACAGCAAGCUGGAGCUUCAAGCCUUUGACCAAAUUGACGACGAAAUCAAACUGAUCGGCUACUUCAAAGGAGAAGACUCUGAACAUUACAAGGCAUUUGAAGAGGCUGCUGAACACUUCCAACCGUACAUCAAGUUCUUUGCCACAUUUGACAAAGGGGUUGCUAAGAAACUGGGUCUGAAGAUGAACGAGGUGGACUUCUAUGAACCAUUCAUGGAUGAUCCUGUUCACAUCCCCGAUAAACCUUACACAGAAGAGGAACUGGUCGAAUUUGUGAAGGAGCACAAAAGAGCCACCUUGAGGAAGCUACGCCCAGAAGACAUGUUUGAGACAUGGGAGGAUGACAUGGAAGGAAUCCAUAUCGUGGCCUUUGCUGAAGAAGAUGACCCAGAUGGCUUUGAGUUCCUGGAAAUCCUGAAGCAGGUUGCCAGGGACAACACUGAUAAUCCUGACCUGAGCAUUGUGUGGAUCGACCCUGACGACUUUCCUCUGCUUAUCACUUACUGGGAGAAGACCUUCAAGAUUGACCUGUUCAGGCCACAGAUUGGGAUUGUGAAUGUCACAGACGCUGAUAGUGUCUGGAUGGACAUCAGGGACGACGAUGACCUGCCCACAGCCGAGGAGCUGGAGGACUGGAUAGAGGAUGUGCUUUCUGGGAAGAUAAAUACUGAAGAUGAUGAUGAUGAUGACGACGAUGAUGAUGACGAUGAUGAUGAUGAUGAUGAUGACGAUGAUGAUGACGACGAUGAUGACGACGACGAUGAUGAUGACUAACUGUGACUCUGUACAGUUUGACUUGUGGAGGCUGAGAGGCCUCCCCCUGUGGCAGGUCCCUUCAUCAGAAGACCUGUGUUUGAGCGUCAGCAAGCACCGCCUGCUCCUCCUUUCCCCCUUGCCCCGCUCCCCUUGCCCCUGCUGGGACUCCCGGCCUGAUUCUCAGAGGUGCUGAGCCACCAGGACUGCUACCUUGGUGGGUGGCACCAGCAGGUGCCCAGCACCGCUGUAAAUCAUGCCUCCGUAGAAAGGACAAUAGGAAUCUGUAGGGAACCUCCCCCAGUGCCCAGUGCAGGAGGAAAGCACCUGCAUGCUCACUGCCAGAAGGACACAGGGAGCCAGUUUGUAUUUUCCAUGCUCAUCAGCCCAUCAUGUACAUCCAAAGACCAAAUCUCACUCAAAACAGAGGGAAGGUCACUGUAAAAUUUAGUCCUUUCAUUAAACAAAAUGCCCUUUGCAGCUACUCUGCCAAGA